Rodentolepis nana is the source of this 2136-nucleotide messenger RNA. The record is from the annotation of a GenBank genome assembly. NCBI's taxonomy places the organism in Eukaryota, Metazoa, Platyhelminthes, Cestoda, Cyclophyllidea, Hymenolepididae.
AUGGUUCUUGUUGGAAUAUUUGCCUGUCUCUCAAUAUCUCGGGGUCGACUCCUGGGACUCGCUGCAAUUAUUAGUCUCCUCUUGACAGACACGAAUGAUAUUGCUGUGAUUUACCCAACAUUUCGAAUUCUCUAUCCUCUAAUGGCGUAUCACUGUGUCAUCAUUAUGGCCCUACAAAUCCUCAUCUUCAAGCCAAUUGCAUUUUUCCUACUUGAAAUGAAUACAGUCAGAGAACGCCGAGUGAUAUUACAGACGUUGACCAAACACUCUUCUGCACACAUGACCUACAGAACUCUCUUCAAGAUAUUUUGCAAAAUUCUACUGGAUCCACUCGUGAUGGCCUUUGUUCUUGGGUUAAUUUUCAAUGCUGCAUUCCAUCAUAAGCCCCCAAUCUAUCUAACGCAUUUUUUCAACACAUUCUGUGAGACAAUAAUUUGUUCUGCUCUGUUCUAUCUUGGGCUUGUUUGUGUCAAUUCGGCUACCGGCGUUCCAGCACAUGGUAGGCCUCUACUCGCAAUCAUUCUUUCAAUCAAAGCGUUACUUAUGCCAAUUUUGACCAUUAAACUCUAUCAUAUCUUUGCAAAAAAUUCUGGAAAUGAGUCCGUGGGAAGCUUCACUCUCCUCUACUCCUUAUCUCCCUCAAAUGCCAAUCUUCUAACCCUCGCCUCCAGGUACGCAGUCACCCCAGAUCUCGUAAGUGAACUUAAAUCAGAUUUGAUUGGCAGUUACUAUUGGUUCUGGACAAGAAUGGUUUUUAUGGCCGGUGGGAAAACAAGGAUGAUGCCGCAUCGAUUUGUGAUUUGCUAUCUCGACUGCACCCUAGUCACCGCAGCGGUCGUUGUUUUGGGUGCCUUCAAAGACUCCUGGAUAUUUGGACUGGACACCGAAUCAGGUGGGUCCUUGUCUUUAGAGCUGGACACCGAAUCAGGUGGGUCUGCGUUGUCUUUAGAGCUGGACACCGAAUCAGGUGGGUCAUCACCAUUUCCUCCGCUAGACACCGAAUCAGGUGGGUCUUCUCCAUUUCCUCCUUUGAACACCGAAUCAGGUGGAUUACCAAUCAUCUUGACUGUUUCUCUAAAAAUCAGAUCUCAUGAUAUUCGUGAAGUGGACAUCAAUCCAUUCUAUCAAAAUGGACGGAUGCAGCAAGGAUUCACGAUAGUAGUUCUUAUAAGCUGUUUCAUCGUGGCCUCUGCGUCAUUAGCGAUGCUUGCUUUUACCUCAAUCGGUAAUCGAAGCCAUCCAUCUCAACCAAGCAGCCUGAGGUCGUCGAUUUCAAGACGUCGUUCCACAAUUAACCGCAAAAAUGGCUAUAUGCCGUUGGCCAGUGGGAAUACAGUUCAUGUAGAGAACGAUCAUAUUUCUGCUGAGGCGGUCUCCCUGGCAAAUCAUGUGGACAGUAGCACUGGAAUUGAUGUGGAAGAGAAGCCAAUCGAUAAAGAAUCAGUACAACCUCCAGAGGAAAAGGUGGAGUUGCCACAAGAUCCCAAUAAUGUGGACGGUCAGAUACAUCGACAUUUUAUUCUAAUUGGAAUAAAUUUCAUUGGCAUUUUCCUCGGAAUAUGCGCGUGUCUAUGGCGGUUAUUGAGGCUAGAAAUAACGUCAAAUAUACUCAUUCUAGAAUUCAUGGACCAAACUUUCAACUUCGGUCAAGGAUUCUUCGUGUUCGCAUUGUAUGGCUCCGAUGUUGAAUGCAUGACAAAACCAAUCACCAAAGUAUGUUCUAAGGUGGUAGAAAGCAUAACAAUUUGGUUCCUCGGAAUAAAACGCCCCAGGCAUCAAUGCAGAAAUAAUGAAGAAGAAGAUUGUGGUAAGCCGAAAGUCAAUCCGCCUACUAGACAAACUUCUAAUUGGAGAAUCGCAGAAAGUUUUGCUCUAAGUCACUUGGAUAAGUGUAUAGCUGAGAUUUGUAAACCGGUCAAGUUAGAGAUGCGGACUGUUGAAAAAGCAUUUUUCUUCUCAGAUUUACAGGAUUGGUUGUUGAAUCGCAAUCUUUGCUACAACCGUGAGGAGGUUCUCUCUCUUCUUCUCUCUCUAGAACUCAACGAUUAUGUCAGAGGACUUAGUGUAAACAGCGUCUAUGCAUUGGACCCCGAAAGUUGUGCAGAGAGUGUAUUUGAAUUUAUCCAACCUCAAUAA